Molecule: messenger RNA, 594 nt
Organism: Dentiscutata heterogama
Lineage: Eukaryota; Fungi; Glomeromycota; Glomeromycetes; Diversisporales; Gigasporaceae
Source: the annotation of a GenBank genome assembly
AUGGAUGAUUUCUUAAAUAUCUUUUGCCUUACAACCUUUUUAUUUGUUUGUUAUUUAAUUAACGAUUUGUCCAAAAUUGAAUCCGCUCAAGAAGUCUUCAACGAAUACCUAACUGAAGAGGAAUUUAUUUAUGAAAUAUAUUAUGAUGAAGAGUCGGUGGUGAAUAAAACAAAAGCCACAGUAAACGAAACGAGUAUCGCAGUAAAUGAGCCGAAUGACAACAAUAAUUUCCAAAAUCAUCAAUCAGAAGUAGAAAACAAAUUACUGAGUAAUUUUUCAUCAAAAGAAACAAAUGACGAUAAAUGGAAAAUAUUAGAAUUUAAAUUUGCUAACAUGACUUGUGAAGAAAAAUUUGACAAAAGAGGUUUAAUAUUACGUUUAGAUAUUAAAAGACUUAUAGAAAUAUUGGAAAAAAUUGAGCCAAAUUUAGUCAAUUCUUGGCUUCAAAACUUUAUUGAUAGUAUUGAUAUCAAUGAAAAUGAUAGCUUUUAUAAUACUAAAUUAAGAAUAAAGCAACUUGAAUAUAUUAUAUAUAAUGAAUUAAUUCCAAACCUAAUUAUAAAGUGCAUCAUGGGAGCUAUAGUGUGCACUUAG